Molecule: messenger RNA, 1152 nt
Organism: Exophiala xenobiotica
Lineage: Eukaryota; Fungi; Ascomycota; Eurotiomycetes; Chaetothyriales; Herpotrichiellaceae
Exons: 3
Coding region: 1-1152 (383 amino acids)
Source: RefSeq, a predicted model, not a curated record
AUGACUGGACCAACAAACAACCACGCCGCUGUGGCAUAUGAUGAUCGCUCUGCAGGCGAGGUGAGGCAACGGGGCAUCAUGGACGCGGGCGGCAAUGUCGUGGCUCGAUGCAGCAAAGACUAUCUCAUCAGUCUUAUUUUAGAGAUUCUCCGAGCCAGAGCAUUCCCACUUGUCAAACUCACCCGGUCCUCAGAUGUGAACGCACAGUUACAACGCCUUCGACUCAUCACUGCGGAAGUUCGAAGACUGUUCCAUCAUCCCGAGCUAUUUCCAUCACAAGCGCUUCGAGCAAGGUUCACAGCAAUUGUAGCGUCUGACGCAAAUCUACAGUUUGUCCAAGCCGUGAAACACCUGCUACUACGUGAAGCAAUUGGCGACUUCAAUCGAUUCAACCGCGUCAGGUUCACUCGGCGAUCAUACGAAACAGGCAGCAAAGGUUGGGAGAAUUUCUACCUCAACAUGGCACCAGGUGCUCCAACGGACGAGGACAUGCAAGAGGACCGUCUCCAGACUUCGCCCGAGUCCAGCUGGCAACUGAUUCCAAUAGCUGGAAUGAGAGUCAUUGGAGAUCUCGUCAAUGAGGAAAGAGUUCUACUGCAAUGGAUCAAGGAUACUUCUUUGCCUGUGGCAGUCGAACCCGCUUUUACCACGAGAAUUUUGGAUUUGGACAAGCCAGAACAUCAAGAUCCCAAUCCAAAGAACUAUCUUCGCCAGGUGACCGAGGAGGUUCAUGCUCGGCCAAAUCCAUACUACGAGGAUUUGAAGCUGCGACUUGAUCUGCCGGGCCACGCUCCCGAGCCUCUGGAGGACUUUACUCCUUUUGUCGGUCGCUUGGAAUCGCAACCUCUUCCGCCCAACAUGCCUAUCGCUACCUUGAACGCCCCAAACCUUUUUCCGAUGAUAUCUACCCUGCGCAAAGAUAUUGGAACCUACAAAACCCGCACCGCUGCCAAUGCCAACGACUUCAUGAACAGCUUGUUCGACUGGGAACAAUUCAACAAGGACCACAAGGUUAUCAAAAAGAGUCUCGGAGUUGACCGCCAGGAGGCUCUUGAGGCGCUUGGUGAUGAAGCCGUUGUCGCCUUUGACGACAAGAACGAAGAAGAAGACUGGCGCACUGAGCUCCAAAACAUUCUCUGGAUGUUUGAGUGA